Molecule: messenger RNA, 3602 nt
Organism: Hemiscyllium ocellatum (epaulette shark)
Lineage: Eukaryota; Metazoa; Chordata; Chondrichthyes; Orectolobiformes; Hemiscylliidae
Gene: kif18a
Product: kinesin family member 18A
Exons: 18
Coding region: 69-2942 (957 amino acids)
Biological process (GO): microtubule-based movement
Molecular function (GO): ATP binding; microtubule motor activity; microtubule binding
Source: RefSeq, a predicted model, not a curated record
CUUGGAACUGGGGGUCACGGCGGGAGCGACUGAGUGAUGGGUAAAAUAGACAACCCGGAAAGAAGUGUAUGAGCUGCAUUUAUAAAGAAGAGUAUUUGUGUGCAGUUAUGCGUUCCACUGAAAAUGAUGUGUGUAAUCAUGUGAAAGUUUUUGUCCGUGUCCGGCCUGAAAACGCAAGAGAGCAGAAUGAGAAGCACCACAAAGUUGUACAUGUAGUUGAUAGGCAUAUGUUGGUUUUCGAUCCCAAAGAGGAGGAAAUUAACUAUUCUUAUGGCUGUAAAGUUCGGCACCGUGACUUAAACAAAAGAAAAAACAAGGACCUACAAUUUGUCUUUGAUCGAGUUUUUGGUAAUGAUUCCUCACAGUUGGAUAUAUUUGAAGAAACAAAAUCAAUACUGGAGAGUGUUUUCAAUGGAUACAACUGUACAGUCUUUGCAUAUGGUGCAACAGGAUCUGGAAAAACGCACACAAUGCUAGGAUCAGCAGGACAACCUGGGGUGAUGUAUCGAACUAUGAAGGCAUUAUACAAUCGAAUAGAACAGAUGAAAGAUGAGAAAUGUUGUGAUGUUGCCGUCUCCUAUCUGGAGGUUUACAACGAGGAAGUCCGGGAUCUGUUGACCAAUUCUAGGUCUCUGGCUGUACGGGAGGAUGCUCAAGGUGGAAUCAUUGUCCAGGGAUUAACACUACACAAGCCGACAUCAUCAAAGCAGCUCCUUCAGAUGUUGGAUUAUGGAAAUAAAAAUAGAACUCAACAUCCAACUGAUGUCAACUCCAAUUCUUCACGUUCUCAUGCUGUCUUUCAGAUUUAUUUAAGGCAGCAAGACAGAACAGCAAGCAUCCAUCAAAACAUUAAAAUUGCAAAAAUGUGCCUUGUUGAUUUAGCUGGAUCUGAACGCAUCAGUGCCAUGAACAUGAAAGAAGCUCGCUUCAGGGAGGGGGCAAAUAUUAAUAGAUCUCUCUUGGCUCUAGGAAAUGUCAUCAAUGCCUUAGCAGAUUCCAAGAGGAAAACCCAGCACAUUCCCUACAGAAACAGUAAGCUAACACGCCUGUUGAAGGAUUCCCUGGGUGGAAAUUGCCAGACAAUUAUGAUAGCUGCUGUCAGCCCAUCCUCUUUGUCUUAUGAUGACACAUAUAACACCCUGAAGUAUGCCAAUAGAGCAAAAUACAUCAAAUCUUCAGUAAAGAGUAAUAUUUUGAAUCUGAAUAACCAUGUGGGGAAAUAUGCAAAGAUUUGUGAGGACCAAAGGAAAGAGAUUAUGGAGCUCAAAGAGAAGUUGAAAGCUUAUGACAGUGAAAAGAUGUUGUUUCUUAAUAACCAUGGAAGAAACGUUAAUUAUGGUUCAAAUUCAAAGGAAAAUGAAAUAAUAAGAUUUGAAGGUGUCCUUGAAAAUAUCUUCAGCAAACGACAGAAAAUCAGAGUAACCUGUUUAAAUUUAGAGCUGAGACUGAAAGAGUUGGAACUAAAAAUAUAUUAUUAUAAACGGCACCAGCAAUAUGCCAAACUGUUUUCCUGUGACCAUGCAAUGGAAAAGGCAUCUUGCAAGCAUGAAGGCAGGCUGGCAUCAUUAAUUACACAACACAAUCAUAUUCAACAAAAGCUGAAAAUUACAGAGAAAAUGCUUGAAGAGAACAGUAACUGGUUGCAUCGUGUGGAAAAUGAAAUGUGUUUAUUCGGCCAAGACGGAAAGAUGCCUCAGGUCCUUAAUCAAGAUCUACAGCACAGUCAUUUAAAGAUGGAAGUAAUGGACUUAAGACAACAAAUUCAACAUAUGAAACAGUUACUGUCUCUCCAAACACCAGAGAACAGAAGAACAGAAAAACUUAUAAAGACUUUACUUCCUGCAUUCUGCCAACUGUAUCAAACUUCAAAAGAAGCUGGACUUGCUUCAGCAGCUGCCAUGGGUGCAUUUGUGGAUAUGGAACAAUUAAUUCAUCAGGAGAAAGGGAUUGCAUGGGAAGAUCAGAUUAUGGAAUUACCAGAAACUAUACCUGAUGAGCAGCUAAACAUUUCCUCUAUCAUGAAUUACUCCCAGCUCACCUAUUGCCAGGCUACACCAUGCAGUUCAGAAGGAAGUCCUUCCAGACGUCUACAGGUAACAGCUGAAAAAGUAAAAAAUGGCAGAUCUCCUGAUCAGUUGACGUCGUCAAGAGAAUCUAAGGAAAACCAACCACCAAUGGGAAAAGAAGGCAAAGUAUCUACUCAUAAAUCCUCCAGACGGCAGCUAGAGCCAGCACUGUUAACUUGCAGCGAUCCAGAUAAAUAUGCUACACAAAGCUCCAGCUUUAAUCAGCUAGAUGAUAGCUUCUCCAAAGAAGGCUUUGCAUUUUUAGACAAUACACCAGAGACCUUAACAUCACAGAUUGUGCAGGUUCAGUGUCAGCUGCCUACCUCGAAGCUAGAACUCCAAAAGGCAGAUUGUCAUAGAAAAGAUAAGAGCAAUAAUUUAAGUGGCACAGAAGAUGCUGUUUCUGGAGUGAGUGAGAAUCCAGUAAAUAUUACAUACGAUAUAGAAGAACAUGGCCAAUCUGUCACCCAAUCAAGAACUCGGCACUCAUUUGUGAAUAAAACCAAUUGUAACAAGACAGUCAGUGGUUACAGUGCAUCAUUCAAACCCUCCAAGAAUCAAAGAACUAUCCUGCAAAGGUUGGGUCUCCCAUCAUUGCUAUCUUCAAAUGGAACAAACCACAAGCCUUCUUAUAUGGCUUUAACAUCUGCUGCCAGGAGGAAAAGGAGGUCUGAAAGUUUCAUGGGUAAGGAAGAGGACAAUGUGGAACCUCUUGCAAAAAAGCGUUUACGUCAGGAUUUGCUACCUUAUAUGGGCAAUAAACCUACACGAUUGCUAUUAGCAGGAAGAUCACAGAGCCGUAGAGAGGCCAAAAAGAAACGCUUUUUAAGAGGAGACUCCACUUACAAAGGUCUGUCAAAUAAUAAGGGCAAAUGAAGACCUUUGAAAUCUGCACAGCAUAUCUAAGUAUCUGCAGAUUACAAAAAUGGCAUUCAGUCACUUGAUAAAACAAAACUUGGAUAUUGCUGAAAAGAGACUUGUUGCCUAAGCUUUGCAUCUUACCCUCAAUGGGGGGCCAAAUACAGGAUUGCCAAAUUUCAGAUGAUCACCACAACUUGUACUCCAGGAGAAAAAGGUUGCUGAUUGAACUUCAAAUUGACUGUGAUUAGCUGAACAGUUUCCAGUGAGAAAUAGCAGGAAGCAAAUGUCUCUCCAUGUUUCUGCAUAAUUUAGGAAAUACCCAAGGAAUUUGGCAUUUUUGCCUUCACCCUGAUGAGUAUAAGAAGUAAAACUUCAAUACUAUGCUUCUCAUCUCAGUAAUAGAUUGUCUACCAUGGCUAACCUUUUAAAACCAACAUAGUAAUUAUCUUUUCAGACUGAAUGAUGUGGAAUGGGCCGUAUUCUUGAUCUGUGGAAAACAUGGUGCUGGAAUUCAGCUCCUUUAAAAGCCACCUUAGUUCACUUCAAAACUUGUGAUCAGUCAAGCAACCGUCAUUGAAGUAGUCCUACUCCAUCAUCUGUGUUCAUAGAGAAGAAGUUGUUUUAUGUAAAAUAGUGAUACGUUUCCAACCAAUAAAAGACUUCUAUCAGUCCCUU